AUGCCUCAUAUACAAUUAGGGGCUGAAAAUAUGGCGGCAGAUGUCUCGAGUAAGAGAAAAAUGAAAGAUAAUCACCCCCCAAAGUCUCCAUCAAGUCCUCAACUAAAAAUCAAAAACCGAUAUACAUCGUUAUCCAACCUUAACGACAACGUAGAAAUAAACGACAACACACUGGCUGACAUUGACAAUACACAUUCCGAGGUAAGGAAAAUUCCACCUAUUUUCGUCCACAAUAUUACAAAUUAUGAACAGUUUCAUCUAUCCUUAGCAUCUGUAGCUAACGAUUACUUUACAAUAGAACAAAAAAAAGACUCUCUAAAAUUAAAACUAACAACAAUUGACGAUUAUAGAACUGUCACAAAAGAGCUCGAGACAAUGCAAAUAAAAUACCAUACUUAUCAACUCCCUAAAGACAAACGUAUAUCUGUCGUUAUCCGUAAUCUACCAGUUUCAAUAUCAGAAGAAACUAUUUUUACAGCCUUGUGGGAGUUACAGUACGAGGCGAUUUCGGUCACUCACCUACAAAACUAUCUUAAAGUCCAGAUACCAAUAGUUGCUGUCCUUCAGCAGUCAUCGAAACACAUAUACUCCUUAGACAGAUUAUUGCACUGCAUAGUCUCAGUUGAACCACGUAAACCUUCCACAGAUAUCCCUCAAUGUAAAAACUGCCAACGUUACUCACAUACAGAAAAAUAUUGCCAUUUACCACCGAAAUGUGUUAAAUGUGCCGAAAAUCAUCAUUACAAAAAUUGUACGAAAACAAGCGAGACACAAGCGUAA
Messenger RNA from Macrosiphum euphorbiae (potato aphid), 780 nucleotides. The record is from the annotation of a GenBank genome assembly. Lineage: Eukaryota; Metazoa; Arthropoda; Insecta; Hemiptera; Aphididae.